Messenger RNA from Tupaia belangeri chinensis (Chinese tree shrew), 1417 nucleotides. RefSeq names its product transmembrane protein 230 (gene TMEM230). Gene Ontology annotation, biological process: synaptic vesicle transport. Gene Ontology annotation, cellular component: endomembrane system; synaptic vesicle. The coding region runs from base 49 to 495 and encodes 148 amino acids. The transcript has 5 exons. The record is from RefSeq and is a predicted model, not a curated record. NCBI's taxonomy places the organism in Eukaryota, Metazoa, Chordata, Mammalia, Scandentia, Tupaiidae.
GCGCGCGGGCGGCCUGGCGCGGCUCUCCGAUUGUAGUGUCAGCGUGUUAUGAUGCCGGCUCGUACCAACCUGGCUACUGGAAUCCCCAGUAGUAAAGUGAAAUACUCAAGGCUCGCUAGCACAGAUGAUGGCUACAUUGAUCUUCAGGGAGAAAAGCAGAUAGCUGCUGAAGCCAGCAGGUUGUGGGAUUCUUCGUUCUUUCCUGAUGUCAUGAGAUCCAAUUUAUUAAAGUUUAAGAAAAGCCCUCCUAAGAUACCGUAUAAGGCCAUUGCGCUUGCCACUGUGCUGUUUCUGAUUGGCACGUUUCUCAUUAUCAUAGGCUCCCUCCUGCUGUCGGGCUACAUCAGCAAAGGGGGGGCAGACCGGGCUGUUCCAGUCCUGAUCAUCGGCAUUCUGGUGUUCCUGCCGGGGUUUUACCACCUACGCAUCGCCUACUACGCAUCCAAAGGCUACCGAGGUUAUUCCUACGAUGACAUUCCAGACUUUGACGACUAGCACCCACCUCAGCCCUGAGGAGGAGAGUCACAGAGGAACGCACCCAUACCGAGCAGAAACUAUGGCUGAGGGCUAAGAAACUCUUAGUUUGCAGAUGUUUAACAAUGGCUAGGUUUUACGGGUCCAUCCCAAAGAUGUUAACUGAACUUCCAGUUAGCUAAUUAGGACAGCUCUGUUACUCAUCUCCUGGCCCUGGCAAAGGCUCCCGGCAAGUUUUCCUGCAUGAGUAUGUACCCUGGAAGAAUAGCAGCCUUCGUUGUCUGGGGAAGCGGGAGGUUAUUCUGUAGUGGAAAGUAUUGCUCCCACCACCCUGUUAGAGUUGAGAGUUUCAUUUAAAUAAUUUUGAUUGUCAGUUUGUUCUUGUAGCAGAUGGAAUAAUGCAGUGUAUCUGAUUUCUUAUUACCAAGUAAUUUAUUUUCCCAUUACCUAAGUAUCUUAUUCCCUCCAUUUACCUCUAUGUUCAUGUUGUAGUGGAAGACCCUGGUAAAAUCGAAUGUCUACGUGGGUCCAUCUGUAAUAUUUUUUACUUGCUUUCUUAUUGACAGCAACCAAGAAUUUUUAAAACUGCAGAAGAGCAAGGUUUCAAAAUGUAAAACACUUUCUCUGUUUACCAACCCUUAUUCAGCUCUGUUCUGGUUCACUGGCCAGCAUAUGGUUCGGGUCACUCUGUCCUUUGUAGAUGAAGAUGCUCUGUAGGUCAUGCCUUUAAAGACUGCUCUUUUUGACCAAUGUAAAGAAGUGGUUAUUACGUAAGACCUUGGAACCUUGUGGCCAGCAUCUCUUAUGAUGGGGUCUUUCUGCUUACGACUGCAGGACUUAGCCUUGUUCCCUGGAGGACCUGAUUGCCUUAGGAUUCAAUUCCUAGCUUGCAAAAAGUAAUUUGUAUUCAAAAGAAAUUAAAAUACCAAAUUGAAAUCUUAAA